AUGAAUAAAGAAUCUGUGACUACUUGUUUCGAGCCUCGUUAUUUUUUUAAUAAUGAGAAUAUCCCAUUCCGCACUUGGAAUAAUAAAACAUGGCAUAUAAUCGCUGAAGCGAAAGUUUCUUUUCAUAAAGAUGUAUUCCAAAAAGUUAUU
Molecule: messenger RNA, 150 nt
Organism: Dentiscutata erythropus
Lineage: Eukaryota; Fungi; Glomeromycota; Glomeromycetes; Diversisporales; Gigasporaceae
Source: the annotation of a GenBank genome assembly